Molecule: messenger RNA, 6621 nt
Organism: Topomyia yanbarensis
Lineage: Eukaryota; Metazoa; Arthropoda; Insecta; Diptera; Culicidae
Gene: Appl
Product: amyloid-beta-like protein
Exons: 11
Coding region: 797-3304 (835 amino acids)
Biological process (GO): central nervous system development; axonogenesis
Cellular component (GO): neuron projection; membrane; neuronal cell body
Molecular function (GO): heparin binding; transition metal ion binding
Source: RefSeq, a predicted model, not a curated record
AUUCUUCGGCCAGUUCCGAAUUCGUGUUGUAGAGUGAAACAUCAAGCGAGUCGGCUGACGACGGCGGUAAAUCAGCAGUGGUCACUUCCUUUCUUCGAGGGGGUUUGUACUUUUUUUCUGGGUGAGGGGUUAGAAGAAAGGAAAAACCCCAGUGUCUCCAGUGUGUGAAUCAUAUCUAGAUCGGAGCGCGUGUUGGCAAAAAAACAGGAAACGUUGCGGCGGCGGAGGUCGAACGGAAGGAGAGCACACAGAUAGAAGGAUUAGUCCAUUGGCACCAGGCAGGAAACUAUUGAAGCAGUUACCAAGGUGUCCGGUGGGUGACCCGGCGCUGAAAGUGUAUCCGAUUGCAGUGGGUGAUUAGAAAAAUACAAUCCCAGAAGCAUUUAGAACCUUCGUCCAGCAUAGCCGGAGCGAAGAAAACUUUCCGCCCAAGGAUACAAGGAUUGAAAACGUAUCGAGAUAAAAUCGAUUUGUAAUGUGAUUACUUGUUUCCGUUCUUUCGUCUCUGCAGUGUGAUAGUUGUGUGCAUUUGUUGAAUCGAUUCGAUUGUGGAAUUUGUUUUAUUUUUCUAAUUAAUUUUACUACUACAGUGGGGUUUUUUUUCUCCGUCGCAGACUGGAUGUCCUGAAGUUAUACGUAAGUGAAGUGGCGAAAAUCUGUACCGAAAAGGGAAAAACAAAGUGGUAAGAAAAUCGAUUUCACGGAUCAAAGAAUCCGAAUAAAAAGUGGUUACAGCACAGUUGUGUAGUGACAUAAAGUGUCUAGAUUCAAAGUGGAGUGUGUUUUUUUAAAUUAAAUGAAAAUGUUAGCACGGUGGUCCGCAGCGCUGGCGAUAUUCGUCGUGUCAUGGAGUACAUCACAUCAAGUUCAGGCUGCCUCACCUCGAUGGGAACCUCAGAUAUCGGUGCUGUGCGAAGCCGGACAGACAUAUCACCCGCAAUAUCUCUCCGAGGAGGGCAGAUGGGCGACAGAUCUGAGCAUCAAAGUCCCCGGUUCGGCAUGCCUACGGGAUAAAAUGGACCUGCUGGAUUACUGUAAAAAGGUGUAUCCAGGACGAGAUAUCACGAACAUCGUUGAGUCGUCCCACUAUCAGAAAAUCGGUGGCUGGUGCCGACAGGGUGCACUAAACGCAGCCAAGUGCAAAGGCGCUCAGCGAUGGAUCAAGCCAUUUAGAUGUUUGGGUCCGUUCCAGUCGGAUGCGCUCCUGGUGCCCGAGGGUUGUCUGUUCGACCACAUCCACAACGCGUCCAGGUGCUGGCCAUUCGUCAGGUGGAAUCAGACCGGUGCCGCAGCCUGCCAGGAUCGCAACAUGCAAAUGCGUAGCUUCGCCAUGCUGCUUCCGUGUGGAAUCUCGCUCUUCUCCGGCGUCGAGUUCGUCUGCUGCCCGAAGCAUUUCAAAGUGCCGAUGAAAGUGAAAAAGACCGAUCUUCCGGUGCUGCCCCAAGACCCCGAAGUACUGCCGGCGCUAGACGAUACCGAAACCGACAAUUCCGAAGAUGACGACGAUGAAGAUGACAUCGAUGAUGACGAGGAUGAAGACAUGAUGGGUGACGAACCCAUCGAGAACGAUGACGAUGAAUAUGAUUCCGAGGAGGACUUCGAUGCCGAUAAAGAGCCAGACACUGGAUCAGCGGUGUGGGACUCAUUCAGUACUCCGCUGUCUCUAAUGGGCAAAGACAGGAAGGAUAGCUACACCACCACCCCGUCCAGUACUACUGAAAAAUCGACAGAACUACCAACCACUCCAAUUACCGCCAUCCCGACACCCGAUCCAUACUUUACGCACUUUGACCCACGCUAUGAGCACCAAAGCUUCAAGAGUUUGCACACUGAAUUCCAGGAAGCUCAACAGCGACUCGAAGAAAGCCAUCGCGAGAAAGUCACUCGAGUGAUGAAGGACUGGUCCGAUUUGGAGGAAAAAUACCAGGACAUGCGUCUCGCUGAUCCGAAAUCCGCUCAAACGUUCAAACAGCGUAUGACGGCUCGGUUCCAGACUUCUGUGCAGGCACUUGAAGAGGAGGGUAACUCUGAGAAACACCAACUGGCAGCGAUGCAUCAGCAGCGCGUGUUAGCCCACAUCAACCAACGUAAGCGCGAAGCAAUGACUUGUUACACCCAGGCACUAACCGAACAGCCACCAAAUUCUCACCGUGUUGAAAAAUGUCUGCAAAAGCUGCUCCGAGCGUUGCACAAGGAUCGUGCCCACGCGCUUUCUCACUAUCGUCAUCUGCUAGGAUCAGGAGGUACAGGAGGACUGGAGGCAGCUGCCUCCGAAAGACCACGCACCCUUGAGCGACUGGUUGACAUUGAUCGUGCUGUUAAUCAAUCUAUGGCCAUGCUUAAACGCUACCCAGAACUCUCGACAAAACUGUCUCAGUUGAUGGAUGAUUACAUUCAGGCUCUUCGUUCGAAGGAUGAGACACCUGGAUCAAUGCUCGCUAUGACGGAGGAUGCCGAAGCAACCAUCCUGGACAAAUACCGCAUGGAAAUUGAACGCAAGGUUAGCGAGAAAGAACGACAACGUCUAGCUGAGAAACAACGUAAGGAACAACGUGCCCAAGAGCGAGAGAAAAUUCGCGAAGAAAAACUACGCUUGGAAGCUAAAAAAAUGGAAGCUGCAUACAAACAGCAACAACUUCAACAGCAACAGCAACAACAACAGCAGCAACAACAACAACAACAGCAACAACAACAGCAGCAGCAACAACAAGUGCAACAACAACAGGAACAAGUCUUGCAGCAACAGCAGCAACAACAACAGCAGACGCAGACACAACUACCAGUAUCAGAACAACCGUUAACUCAAAAGCAACCUGAACUGGAAACUCAAAGAGAUCUCGAAACAACGCGUGAUUACACUGAGGAAGUUACAAUUACAAACAGCCCACAACCCACAGCCUUGCCUACCGUCGACGAUGAAGCUGUGCAGCGUGCUGUUGAGGAGGUAGCCGCUGCUGUUGCCCAUCAGGAAGCAGAACCGAAAAUGCAACAUGUGCUCGCUCAUGACAUAGGACAUGGUGAACCUAGCUACUCGGUUCGACGGGAGAUCUACGGUUCCAGCGGACACGAAGGUAAGAACGUUUACUUCACUUUGGCCUUCGCAGGCAUCGCCCUGAUGGCCGCCGUGUUUGUUGGAGUUGCCGUAGCCAAGUGGAAAGCUUCACGAUCUCCCCAUGCUCAAGGAUUUGUCGAAGUCGACCAGGCCGUCGGGCAACCAGUUACCCCGGAGGAGCGACAUGUCGCCAAUAUGCAGAUCAACGGGUACGAGAACCCAACCUACAAGUACUUCGAAGUGAAGGAAUAAUUUACGAACCGCAAAGAUGCUCCUUGUUAUAGACAGUAGAUCCUGAUGCCGUCGAUGGUCCGGCAUCGCAUUGAAUGAAAUCGUUUUCAACGAGCGCAGAUUGGUUAGCACUGUGAGCACGUUGAGUAUCUGCAUGGAAGAAAAAAAAUCUGUUCGGAAUACAAUGGAUUAUGUUAUUCUGUUUGAUCUCUGUAACUGAGAAUGCUACAAUGGAAGUAAAAUUAUAUCCCGCAAAAGCAAAGUAAAAGACAUUCCCUAAUGUUAGUUUUGACAUUAAUGCAACAAGUAAAAGUAAGCAAGAUCAGUAUUUUACGUUCGACAAUUUGGUCCUUUGUAAGAAGAAAAGAGCAAAACUACCGUUAAAUAGUGUGAUUGUAAUUAUAAAUUUAUGAGUAUUUAUAGGAAUAUGCUAAGGGAAAGUCGGAAAAAACUUCUUUUUAGAACACCGCCGUUACCGAAAAAUAUAACCGCAUCACCGUUUUGGGAGAUCUUUUCAGCUACCAAACACUUACAUAAUACGCAAUACAUACGCAGUGAUGCCAGUGUAAUUUUUUGUUUUGUUCAGGCACAUCCCGUACACCGUAGUAGCAAACGAACGAGGAAUAGGGAAGCAGUAGGCUUCGCAGUUCCUGAACGCGCCCGAAUGAUUUCCCUCGAAUCUGCCAUAUUGCUCACCAUAGUUUCCAAAAAGUAACGUUUUCAAUGAAUUUGAAUAAGCAUUAAUUUUACAACUACUUCUAGUUCGACAAUUUGUCAUGAACUUUUCGAAUACAUAUUUUGGUUGUAAAGUGAGAAGCUUCAAUACAUUCACAGCAAAUGACAACUAUUGAACUACUGAACCACUAAAUUCAAAACAUUAUUAUGGCACGAUACGCUCUAAGUGAUGCUGAAAUCGUUUGAAUUCUGAAGACAGUGAAGUCUGCUGCAACCCUAAAAGGGACACCUGACCGUGUGAAGCCUCAACUACGCAGGGGCCCCCUCUCCAUCUCUCAACUCAUAGUUAGAUAGCUAAGUAGCUAAUUAGUUAUUAUUAUAAAGAAAGCAUGACAAAAAGAACAAAAAACAAUAACUGUAAGUAAUAUAGCUUUUUUGAUCAGUAACCGAAAAAAGGUAAUAGAAAAAAACUAUCAAAAACAUAUAUUUUUUGUAACAAGCCUGCUAUACGCUUUGAAAUUUCAUAUUUAUAUAAUCUUAACAAUAAUAAAAGGUAAACUAUAUAUUUACAACAACAGUACGACACUCACUAUCACAUGCUUCAAUAAAAAAAAACAAUAAUUUCGAGGCUUUCUGAUUUAUUUUCCAACCGUCGAUACAAAAAAGUCAUACUAACUAAAAUGCAGCAAAGCAAAAGCAACCACACUCAUAACACUAUAGAUGUCGUCCUCGAUGUGUAGACACCAGGUGUGCAAAAUUCAAACAUCGUAGCUCAUGAGAUGUGUGCGUGUACCAAUUAAAGAGCUUCUUCCGAACAACCUGUAGCGUGCAGUAGAAAACUUUUAAAACCAAACCAUGACAAAAUCAAGACAACAUCAAUCAUCAUGCAAAAACACCGCAAAAUUGUGCAUCCUGAUAAUUCAAAUUCGUCCAUUUUUGUAGACUUUUGCGAGCGCGUAAAUAAAUGUAAGGAGAUACAAUCGAGAAUAAAAAUCAUGUUGUCCCCAGUUUUCAGCUAAUCCCGAAGCCGUCAGUCACUGUUGCCAGCUAUGCUUGUGAUGAUUUGAACGCUUGGCGCUCCAGUUAAUACACUUUCAGUGCUUUUUUUCCUUCUGGAAAAAAGCGACCGGACCCAAUUUAUUUCGUGAGAAUAUUCUCCGGGAACCGUAAUUCUCGACUUUAUUCAAUCUGAUAACAGUCACUACGAUACACUUUACUUGCUGAUUGGGAAAGACAUAUAAUCUAUGUAAAAAUGAAUUUGAUAUUACUAGAACACUAACAUUAACAAUAAUGACUUAAAGUAUUUAAAAAAAAAGCAGAAUAAAACUAGAUUAUAUAUCAUGUAAAAGUAUGUAACGAGAAUAUUUAUACAACACGUAUAAAUGUAAACAUUUACAGAAUAGUUUUACUAGGAGACUACAAAUGACAAAACAACACUGUAAAACACUUAGUUUAACUCAACACAGUUACUUUACUUGAUAUUUAUGUUAUCUUAUAAGUUGAAUAAAUACUCUACUUGAAGUUAAAGAAAAUCUAGUCUCAACUAUGAUGUUGAAUAAAAGUAAUAAACCUACAUAAGCGGGCAGGAUAAUUAUGCUAACACUAUUGAAAGCUAAAGCCGAAAAAUGGCAGGAAAAAGUUUAUCACCAAAAGCGCUUAGUUUGACACGAUUGCUAUCCACUACUACUCAAGUAAAAAGCAAGAAUUAUAUCAGCAAAAAACGUACACGCUAAAUCAAAAUGUAACCGCUCGUUUUUUCAUCAGUUCGUUUUUUCAAAACAAAAUAUUACUCGAACUAUUAUAUAUAAAACAACUUUUUUAAUACCAACAACAAACCCAGAUAAAUCACUAAAUGAUACAAGACAAACAAAUGCAGAAAACCAAUACUUAACUGUCAACAAAAUAACAACCAUUUACAUACAUUUGGGGAAAAUGACAAAACUUUUUGUGUGCGACAUUUAGAGAAAACAAAUGGAGAAAAAUUAAACAAUUUGUAUUAUUAAUGAGCUACCAGAGGAAACACAAUUAAUUGUUACUCGUAUGUGUAAUGAUUAAUUAGUAGAUGAAUACGUCCCUUUUUUCAUUAACACCGUAGAAUAGAACGUGUCCAACAUACUCAACCAGACAGAAAUAAAAAGUCCGUCAGGAAAAUACAGGACACGGCUCAGUUAACGCAAUGUUCUGCAUCCAGAAAUUCCUUUAAUCGAGGAAAACAAACCCAGUCUAUAAUCAGCACAAUAAUUUACACCCCCUCUUCUGUUAGUUACCAGUUAUUUAAGUCAUUAAUUCAAACUUAUUCUACUAACCCCACUUUUGAACUCGACGAAAGUAAGCUUCGGAAACUCGUGCUAAAUAUUGCGCUUUGUUGAUGGACUGUAGUUCAAGUGUAGCACAGAAAUCAAUCUUUUUCGAAUCUUGAUUACUCGAUGAAUGCAGAUACAUGAUACCAAACCGAGAAAUACCGAAAAUCGAACAAGCAGAAGCGAAAACCAAAAACCAACAAACAAUUCUUCUGUCUACACAAAAAAUUGUCCCCAAAUAUCUGUUUGUAGAAAGUGAAGAUAGCACCGAGAGGAAGCAAAUUGAAAGUUAAGUCGAAAACGCUCUGUAAACAAGCAAAACUAAUAAUUUGAAGGAGGAUAAUAAAGUAUGAGAUAAUAAUA